AUGUCUUCCUACGUUUCUCAUCAUGCCCCCUCGUCGCCAAUCUCACCUACACUGCGGCCCCGACAACCCACUCUGGACCUAGACCGCGAUAUCCUCACCACGCGCGGACAGCGAAUACUAAGCUUGCUUCCUCGUCGUGGAUCGAGCGUAGCAUUGGUAUAUGACCCAGAAGAUCUAGAAGCUCCACCAACGUUCCUUCGCCGUGGAUCGGUCCUUAUUGGACAUGGGAAUCGCCGCUAUGAAUGGUUCUACUACGAACGCAAUAACUCGCUCAUUUCUCAAUAUCUUUAUAUCGAUCGUCUGUUGGACUCGUCACUUCCGCACAAUCUGAUUGAGGAAUAUAAUGACGGCUCGCAACCCCACUCUCCUUCAGAUAGCCCUCCUAAUGGCGAGACUGGCAAGAUAAAGCGCACUCCGCACAAUCUCUAUCGCAUCCCCGAUGAAACAGCUCCGCUUCUCGAGCAUCUUUCGGAUGAAGAACGUCCUGCUACUAAUCACAGUGCAAUGCUAGACAUAGAUUCCCAUACUGGCAUGUCUCCAGAGAAAGAAGAGAAGCUGAUAAACUUAGCCAUCCGCAUCAACUUUGCCGCGAAUGUCAUUCUGCUCGGCUCUAAGAUCGCUAUCAUGCUUUUGACAAGCUCCAUGUCUGUCCUGGCAGGUCUGGUAGAUGGAGUCCUCGACUUUCUGUCCACGGUUAUCAUUUGGAUAACUGCUAUUAUGAUCCGUCGACAGGACCGUAGUCGAUACCCGAUUACCCGGCGCCGACUGGAACCUAUCAGUGUGCUCGUUUUUUCCGUGAUAAUGGUCACCUCCUUCUUCCAAGUAGGACUAUCCUCAUUGAACAGACUGAUGGCCGAUGACCACUCCAUCGUAGAACUGACCACCCCAUCCCUUGCCCUGAUGGCCGGCACCGUCAUCAUGAAGCUAGGCUGCUGGCUCUGGUGCCGUCUAAUCCCAAGUCCCAGCGUACAAGUCCUAGCGCAGGACGCGAUGACAGAUGUAAUCUUCAACACAUUCAGCAUCAUCUUCCCGCUCAUCGGCACCUUUGCCCGCAUCUGGUACAUGGACAGUCUAGGUGGUCUGUUCCUCUCUAUCUACAUCAUGUGGAACUGGGGCCAGACGGCAAGCGAGUACAUCCGACGUCUAACGGGUGCUGCCGCCUCAGCUGACGACCACAAUAUCCUGCUAUAUAUGACAAUGCGGUUUUCGCAUGUGAUACAGAAGAUUCAAGAUCUGAAGGCUUAUUAUGCUGGUGAUAAGCUGAAUGUUGAGGUUGAUAUUGUCGUUGAUGAGAAGACUAAUCUUCGUGAUGCGCAUGAUGUUGGUGAGAGUUUGCAGUAUAUACUGGAGAGCGUACCAACUGUCGAUCGGGCUUUUGUUCAUCUGGAUUAUUACGUGUGGAAUUUGCCGAGUCAUAUGAAUCAGAUGGAUCGGUGA
Messenger RNA from Penicillium taxi, 1437 nucleotides. RefSeq names its product cation diffusion facilitator family transporter. Gene Ontology annotation, cellular component: membrane. The coding region runs from base 1 to 1437 and encodes 478 amino acids. Gene Ontology annotation, biological process: transmembrane transport; monoatomic cation transport. The transcript is spliced from 2 exons. The record is from RefSeq and is a predicted model, not a curated record. Gene Ontology annotation, molecular function: monoatomic cation transmembrane transporter activity. NCBI's taxonomy places the organism in Eukaryota, Fungi, Ascomycota, Eurotiomycetes, Eurotiales, Aspergillaceae.